This is a messenger RNA of Marchantia polymorpha subsp. ruderalis, 1595 nucleotides long. The record is from the annotation of a GenBank genome assembly. NCBI's taxonomy places the organism in Eukaryota, Viridiplantae, Streptophyta, Marchantiopsida, Marchantiales, Marchantiaceae.
GUAAUGUCGAGUGCGUCCGCCUACAGCCGGAGCUGAAGGAGGGAGCCAGGCCUCUCUGAUCCACGAGGAGAUGGGCGGUGAGGUGAGGUGAGGUGAGGGAUUGAAAAGGAUGCGUGAUUGAGAGGUCCGCUCGAGAAUCAGAGUCUCUCGCAAAGCUCGCAACGAGGCCGACGACGCGCGCUCGGUGGUCGAGGUUGGAAAUGGCCGCGGCUAGAGAGCUCGUCGUCGUGUGCCUGGCGGUGGCGGUGGCGGCGUGCAUGUGGGCGAUGCCGGCGCGCGCCUGGCUGCCCAAGGAGAACCCGAUCCGCGGGGUCAAUCUGGGAGGGCUAUUCAUCGUGGAGCCAUGGAUGAUGGGCGACGAGUGGCGGAGCAUGGGGUGCGGCGACUACGCGAGCGAAUUCGACUGCGUGCGCGGCCUGGGCCAGACGGCUGCCAACGCCGCGUUCCAGAAGCACUGGGCGACAUGGAUCAACCAGACGGACAUCGCGCAGAUCAAGAGCGUGGGCCUGAACACCAUCCGCGUUCCGCUCGGGUACUGGAUCAAGGAGGAUCUGGUGUACCGCGACAGCGAGUUCUGGCCCCAGGGCGGGUUCGCGUUCCUCGAGAGCUUGUGCCGGCACGCCACUGAAGCGGGCUUGUACAUAAUCCUCGACCUUCAUGCCGCCCCCGGCGCGCAGAAGGCCUGGGAGGCCUUCACGGGCCAGAUGGCCCCCACGCCCGGAUUCUACCAGGAUUACCAAUACGAGAGGGCCCUGCAAUUCAUGGAGUGGCUGACGAAUCUCGCGCACACCAACCCGAACUUCGCCAACGUCGGAGCCAUCCAGCUGAUCAACGAGCCGCUUCAGAAUCGCGACACCGUGCAAAGCAUGCUCAAUGGCUACUAUCCGAACGCCUGGAAGCGCAUUCGUGCCCUGGAAGACAGCCUCGGAGUCAUCCCCAGCAACAGGCUGCAUAUCAUGAUGAUGAACGGAUUGUGGGGCAGCGGCGACCCCAACGAAGGGCUCAAAGGAAUCGACUUGUCUUUCGCUCUGUACGAUGAUCAUCACUACCUGAAGUGGAGCACUGACCCGCCUGCGAACCGCAAUGCUUACAUGAGCCACUCGUGCACCAAUGACAGAGGAGGCAAUUUUCCCACCAUCGUCGGAGAGUGGAGUCUGGCUACCGCCGACGAAGAUGGUUCGGAGUUUGACAUAAAGAAGGCCGAUGCCGUGUCCUGGUACAGGAGGUGGUGGGCCGCCCAGGUGCUGAGCUACGAGAAGCAGCGAGGCUGGAUUUUCUGGACCUGGAAGGUGAACUGGAUUAAUGGACAUUUGGAGUGGAGGUGGGGUUACCAGCAGGCCUAUUUAGCCGGUGUCAUUCCAAAGAACCCUCAAGAAGCGCACACUUACGGCGUCUGUAGCGGCGUUUGAGCACGAGAUGAAGAUCCAUAGGCUGCCUGCCUGUAGGAAGGCGAACUGGGAUUUGUUGUGGGAAAAAUGUGUAGAUAGACGUAGUUGACUCGGCUCUACAGGCAGCAUAAUUUUGCAUUGUUACUUUUGUAUACGGAGCAAGUCUCUCACUCAUUUUGAUUUUGACGUGGAUACCAAUUCUCCAAU